Molecule: messenger RNA, 12553 nt
Organism: Cotesia congregata
Lineage: Eukaryota; Metazoa; Arthropoda; Insecta; Hymenoptera; Braconidae
Source: the annotation of a GenBank genome assembly
AUGAAAAUCGACAGAACCAGAUUGAAAAAGUGCACUUCUGAAGUGCCUGCCGAAUGCCAAGCACUAAUCAGUAAAUUGAGAUCAUGCUCUCACAGUGAAUUACUAGAAGAAUUAAAACAAAUAGAUGCUUGGACUUUCGGAAAAUGUGAAUUAUUUCACUGGAUCGAUGUACUCGAUCUCAGUGACAGUAUACUAGAAGCAGCUGUUGCAAGAAGUCCUGAUAACCCAUGGGAAUUAGCAUGUGAUCUUCCACAGAAUAGAGAAGCAAAAGAACUGCUUCUCUGGGUUCUUCAUUUCACCACUCUAUUGAUAGAGCAUUCAUUUUCUCGACACCUUUACAACAGUAUGGAACAUCUUGUGACUUUGUUAUCGAGUCGUGACAUGCAAGUCGUCCUUGGUGUUCUGAGUCUUUUGUAUAUGUUCAGUAAACGAAGUAACUUUAUCACUCGCUUGAAUAGUGACAAACGACAGGCUUUACUCAGUCGUUUAAAUCAUUUAGCUGAGAGUUGGGGUGGCAAAGAAAAUGGCUUCGGUCUUGCAGAUUGUUGUAAAGAACAUCCAGAUAAACCUUUUCCACCAAGUGCUACGACUUUACACUUUGAAUACUACGCAGAAAAUCCAACAACUAAUGAAGCAACUAGUAAUUCAACCGUAAGUUCGAACACUAAAAAAGUUGGACAAACUAAUUUAGUAACAUAUAUACAUAUUGAAAAUGUGGAUAAACUUGGCAAGACACCAGCACAAAUUAUGAACGACUUGUUAAAAUUUUACAAUGUACCACAAGAGAGACAAAUGGCUCUUUUGACACAUAUUAGAUUGGCUCACAGCUUUUCUGAUUAUCGUAGACGUUUACAAUGUGUUCAAGCUCGACUGCAAGCUCUUUCUGUACUUGUUUACAGUAAUGCCUUGCAAGAAAAUGCCCAUAGUCUACUUCAUGCUGGAUUAUUAGAGGAAUUGGUUGAACUAUUAGAACUUCCGCAUCCUCAUCUUGUUGAUAUUCGUGCAGCUGCAUUACGCACACUCACAAGUAUCAUUCAUCUUGAUCGAAAUCCUCAUUUUCCUAAAAAACCAGGCUCUCGUCUUAAUAUGAUAAUAGAUGUUACUGGUGCCAGUUCUUACCAUGGAUUUUUACCGGUAUUGGUUCGCACAUGUAUAACAACACUUACAUCGCCACAACCAGAUGGUCAGCCUUUUCCUUUAGCAUUGGCUACUGCAUUGUUCAGUUUCUUGUAUCAUCUUGCUAGUUAUGAAGCCGGUGGAGAGGCUCUUGUUAGCUGCGGAAUGAUGGAAAGUCUUCUUAAAGUGAUAAACUGGCCUGGAAGUGAAUUAGAGCAUAUUACGUUUGUAACGAGAGCUGUACGAGUGAUUGAUCUCAUUACAAAUAUUGAUAUGCAAGGAUUUCAAGCACACGGUGGUUUAUCUAGUUUUAUAAAUAGAUUAGAUAUGGAAGUUAAUAUUUGUAGAAAGGUACAGCCUUUCGAAAUCGAUCCAAGUAUGUACAACCAAGAUGUAUCAGUACCUACUCGUGAAAAAUUAAACGACAAUUCAGAUGAAGCUGGUCCAUCACGCACUUCCAAUGAGGUUUUCGAUGAACGUGAAGAAACGUGUAACCCUAUGGAAUUUUCCGAAGACGAAAACACUAAUUCUAAAACUGAAACUAAAAUAGAACAAAAUUCAAGCAGCAACAGCUCGCCGAUACGGUCUGGUAAAACAUGUUUACCUCAACGAGCUGCACUGUUGAAAUCAAUGUUUAACUUUUUGAAAAAAGCUAUUCAAGAUCCAGCGUUUUCAGACAGCAUUAGGCAUGUAAUGGAAGGCGAAUUACCGUCUUCGUUGAAACAUAUUAUUAGUAAUUCAGAAUAUUAUGGACCAUCGUUGUUUUUACUAGCAAUUGAUGUAGUUACAGUUUAUGUUUUUCAAGAACCAUCAUUAUUAUCUUCGUUGCAAGAUAACGGUUUAACGGAUGUAGUACUUCACGCUUUGCUCAUUAAAGAUGUUCCGGCCACUAGAGAAGUUUUAGGUUCUUUACCGAAUGUGUUCAGCGCUCUGUGUCUAAAUCAACGUGGACUUGAAUCAUUCAUGAAACGUCGACCUUUUGAAAGAAUUUUUAAAGUAUUAAUAUCACCGAAUUACUUAUCGGCUAUGCGACGGCGUCGUAGUGCUGAUCCUCUAGGAGAUACCGCAUCUAAUCUCGGUAAUGCUAUGGAUGAGCUUAUGCGUCAUCAGCCAAGCUUGAAAACAGAUGCGACUGCAGCGAUAAUAAAAUUACUUGAAGAAUUGUGUGUACUUGGUUGCGAUCCACGAUACAUAUGCUGGCGAGCAGCUAGUAAAGCUGAUAAUUCACCAUCGAGUUCCAGUUCUAAUACUCGACAAUCAUCCGGUCAAUCAGUUGGUGUUGGUGUAGGUGAUAAUGGAGCUGGAAGUGGUGGAGCCGGAGGAAGUAGUAGUGAUGAAGAAGAGGAAGACGAAGAAGAGGCAAGCACAAGUUCGCAUCCACAACGUGAAGAACAACCAUCACCAUCACCAGUACAGCCUGGACCUCCACCGCAACAACCUCGAGAAAAAACACCAAUUGCUCUUGUUGAUUAUAUUCACAAUGUAAUGAAAUUUGUGGACGCAAUAUUAAGUAAUAAUUCAACCGAUGAUCAUUGUCGUGAAUUUGUUUCACAAAAAGGUUUAGUUCCAUUGCUGUCUAUCCUUGGAUUACCCAAUUUACCAGUUGAUUAUCCUGUAGCACAACCCGCACAAUCUGUUGCGUCAGUCUGUAAAAGUAUUCUUAAUCUCGCUCAUGAACCACUUGUAUUAAAAACUGGUCUAUUGCAACUGAAUGAAGUACUAUGCCUUUUAAAACCACUUCACAGUCAUAUGGAAUCACCUGGAGGCUCAGUUCUUCUUCAUGAACUUGCAUCCGCACCUAAUUUAGAAACAGCAUUCACAAGUGAUACUGCAACACCACUACUUCAUGCUAUGAAUGCUGCUCAUAGUUAUGUUGUAAUGUUCGUUCAUGUCUGUCGAACUAGUCAAAGUGAAAUAAGAAAUCUCUCUAUGAAUCAUUGGGGCUCAGAAUUAGGUUUAGCAGUUCUCCAGGGCUUAUCAGAAUUAUAUAUGUCACUUGUGUGGGAAAGUACGCUUUUACUUGCACUUUGUAGUGAUGAUAGCAUUCCAGCUGGAUGUGAUUUUGGUAAAGAAGACAUGGAUAAACUUAUCCCAGCUGAAUUAAAAACAGAUGGAGAUACAUCUAUUUGGCCCAGUGCUUCUGCUGCAUCAGACAUGGGUAGUAAUGGUAUGACAACUGCUAUGGAAGCUUUGAGCACUGAUCCUCCGCCAGUGUCAAUGGAAGUUGAUGAUAGUAAACCAAACACUAGUACUGGAAGAGCAUCACCCAGUCCACAUCAACUUAAAUACAUUAAACCACUUUUAGGUGCAUCCUCAAGACUUGGUCGUGCUCUGGCAGAAUUAUUUGGUUUAUUAGUUAAACUUUGUAUGGGUUCACCCAUUCGACAACGUCGUGGACAACAAUUACCGAUGAUGCCAACUAUACCUAAUUCUGCAGCACGUGGUGUUGCCUGUGCUCUUAAUAUUUUGCUCACUCGUGGAUUAUCUUGGGACAAACUUCCACCGUCACCGCUUCCUAAAUUUAAAUUGACUUUUCUUAUCUGCUCUUUAGGAUUCACCUCGCCCAUGUUAUUUGAUGAAAAACGACAUCCUUAUCAUUUGAUGUUACAGAAAUUUGUUCAAUUAGGAGGACAAAAUGCAUUUUUCUCCACAUUUCGUUGGGCUUUGUCAGGUGGUGAGCAGUUCUCUUUAUCUGAGGGCUUAGAACACCCUGACCUACCUGAUGGAACUGGUGAAUUUCUUGAUGCUUGGUUGAUGCUUCUAGAAAAAAUGGUCAACCCUAAAGCUAUAUUAGAUUCACCCCACGUUGGAUUAGCUAAGUGUACUGGUUUCAAUAAUACUUAUCGAUCCCAAGAUCCAAUAAUUAAAUAUUUACAAGAUAUACACAAAAAGGCAUUUGAAGCAGUCAUGCUUAUGUGGGGUAAGAAACCUCUUAAGAAUUAUGGCGCACGAAUGACUGAAUCCAUAUUAUCUAUUUUGCGACAUAUUCUCCGUGGAGAAAAAUUAAUUAAAGAACGUACUGAGGAAGAAACAACUGAAGACACAUCAACUACUAGUACAAGUGGAACAGCUGCAGCAGUAUCUAGAGCAGGAAGUAAUAAUGCUACUACAGAACGUCGAGAUGACCCUGAAGCAGAUGUCAAUGCUGAACAUCUUCGACAAUUAAUGGACAUGGGUUUCAGUCGUGCUCAUUGUGUGGAAGCUUUGCUUCAUACACUGUCUGUUGAACAAGCAACUGAUUAUCUGUUGAGUAAUCCAGCAACUCAACGUCGACCUGAUGUUUCUGUUGGCGAUGUUAGUGGCCAAGGACCUAUUAUGGAUUUAGAUUUUACAGACGAUCAAGUUAUGUAUGCUAUUGCAAUGUCCUUAGGUGAUUCAGAUACUCGAAAAUCUACUGAAGAACCACGAGAUGUACCUAUCACACAAACUAUCGAUGAAUUUACUGGUACAGCUUUGGAACAAUGUCUCAAUUUACUUGAUUUAAUGCCCGAUACUGUGUACAGAAUUUGUGAUCUUUUGGUAACAAUCACCAAAAGAAACGGUGAAGAAUGGCGUGAUACUAUGUUACGUCAUUUGAUACGUGAUAUAGGUGAACUUGUUGAUUAUCUUAUUGAUGUUGCAGAAUCAGCGGAAGAGGAUGCUGGUGUACGAUUAGUUGAAUGCGAACAAGCCACUAAAGUUGCUGGACGGAUAUAUUUAUACACAUUGUUCUUCGAAGGAACUUUCCAAGAAAUGAGAGUUCCUUGUGCACAGAUAGUCGAAGAAAGUGGAAUUCUCAAUAAACUUGUUGAUCUUUUAGUAGCAAGUGAAGGACCAUUAACAUCGCAUAAAGUUAAACUUACAAAAGAAUGCAAAGAUGGUCAAAUGCCUGUUAUUAAAACACCUAAAUGGCUUGCACCUCUUCUUUUACUUAUUGAUAGACUGGAAAAAGUCGCUGUAUUAACUCAGCGUAAGCAGCUUAUGCACAAAGUAACAAAUAAAGUGUGGAAGUGGUUUGAUUUGAGCAGUGGAAAAUGGACAGCAUAUUCACCAUUAAAUAAUCGUUUAAUUAAUGAUGCUUAUUGGGCUGGUGAACCAAGUGUACGGAUAAAUUGUUCACGCCGACGAUAUUUAAUAACAUUUUCAUGUAUGACACAAGUUAAUGAAGAUAGUGACAAUAGACGACCUAUCACAAUGGACUUUAAAUUCCAAAAUGCUAGCAGUGAUGACGCGAGCUCAGGAUCUGAUUCCAAUAUGGAUACUGAAGAAACACCAUCAGAAGAAAAACGUAAUAAUACAGUUGUUCAAGGUUUAAAUCCAAUCGCUGCGCCAACUAUUGUUAGUACAUGUGUUAAACUACUGGCAAUUCCGGUUGAUCGUGAUACUUUACAUGCUUUAAUGAAAGUAUGUUUACGAUUAACACGAGAUUAUAACAAUGCUCAAGUAUUUGCUAAAGAAGGUGGUGUAAAAUUACUUUUGGAAAUGACUCAGGCAAGUAGUUUUAUUGGUUGUAUUAGUUUGAGCACUCUUUUAAUUCGACACACCCUAGAAGAACCACAAACACUUCGUCUCGCAAUGGAAAAAGUUGUUCGUAGUCGUACUCAAACAAAUAUUCCACCGGCUUAUAAAGAAAUUCUAUUUAUGACACGACAAAUAAGUAGUGCCGUUUGUAGAAAUCCUGAGGUUUAUCGUGAGGUGUGUGAUGAUAUUUUAAGAGUGGACAUAAGUGUUUUGAAAAAAGACGAUACUGAUAAUCGUCUUGUUGUAAAAGCUUUACCUUCAAAUCAUUCAUCAGCGACGCCAAUGGUCGAAGAAAUUUCUAUCAGCGUUGUUCACGAUCUACUUAAUGCUUUGAUAAAACCAGUUCCUGUAUUUCCGGAUGACAACACCGCUACACCAACUGGAACUCCGGAAAAAAAAUCAACAAAUCUCACAACAAUAGCAGCAACAGCACACGGUGUAUCAGCCACAAGUUCACGACGAACUGAUGGUACAAGAAACAAUGCAUCUACUGCAAAUGGACCAUUAGAUGAUGAUGAUCAAAUAGUACCUCUAAAAAUGUAUACCGAUUAUAUGAGCAAUGGAAAAGUUGAACCUGAAGAAGCCAAAAAGCCUUUACUUUCAAAAUCUGCUAUUUUAAAGAUGUUGGCAGAAUCGAUACGUUCUUACGGUGCUGUUGCUAAUUUAAUAGCUGAACAUACAUAUAGAGCAAACCAAAGUGAAAUGGUUUCUGAGGAAAUAACAGCACUAGGUUUUCUUUUGGAUAAACUUUUACCCAUAUUGCCAGAAAAUUCAGGUGAUCGUCAGUGCAGUAGCAUGGCACGUAUGCUUAUUGCUGCUAUUGCUUCUUGUAAUCAUUCACCUGAUGCCCAAACGACUUUAGUUACUGAAGUUAAAGCAGCUCUACUACGAACGUUAACGUUACCAGAAAGCUCGGAAAAACAUGCUCAAUUACAAUUAAUCAUUGGAUUAAUUUCAACAAUGAUUGACAGUUGUCCUCCUACGUCACAUACUCCAUUACGAGUGCCGUCAAAAGUUCAUCAGUAUAAUAAUGUCAAUUAUAUUGUUAGAAUAAUGUUGAAAAAAGGAAUAAUUACAGACUUAGCUAAAAUUCCUCACAGUCUUGAUUUGUCAAGUCCAAAUAUGGCUGGUACUAUAAACGCCGCAUUAAAACCUCUUGAAACAUUAUCAAGAAUUAUAAAUCAACCAAUGCCUGGAACAGUUAACAACAAAUUUCCAAAACCGAAAAAUCGUACUGUUCAAGAUGAACCAAUUGGUGAUCAAACUGGUACAACGACAUCAGAAGCAACUCACGCUGUUGGUGAGGAAACUAAUGAAGAUGCUGAAAAUACCGAGCAUGAUAUUUCUUUAAAUGCUGAAAGUCUUGAACCUACUUCUGAAAGUCAAGUUCAUGAAGAGGGUGACGAAGCUGCGUUGGAAGAUAUUAUGGAUCAACUUUUAGAGAGAGACGGCUCGGCCGUUACUGAAGAACCAACAUCACGUUCUCACCGACCAAUGGAUAUUGAUGAUGAAAGUCUUGCAAUGCGUGACACUGAUGGUGACUUUGAUCCUACUCGUGACACAACCGUAAGAGUAACGUCUCGUUCAGUCUAUAUGACCAUUACAACGUAUUUCAAAAACCAAAAGAGCAUAUUAAAAAAUAUAGUUUAUUCUUUUUAAAGAGACGUGAGCAAUGUCGUAAUGAUCCCCCACAAUUACGAUAACCAUGACAAUAACGCAGCCUUACCAACAUCAACAAGACCUAAUCAUUCUUGGAGUGCAAACUUUCCUUUACCCGUUUCACUAUUUGAAGAUUUACCUUCUGUAUCUGAAAGUAACGGCAUUGGAUCGCAUCCAUUAUUAUUGGGAAGUGGGGGAAGUUUAGAUAUAGCCAACUCAAGAGCUCAAAGAGCUUUACGUCAACGUAGAUACCAAUAUCUUCAAAUAGCCAAUCCACGAAAUUCAAAUUCUCCAGUUAUUUUACAACGAUUACUGGUUCCAGCAGCUCAAACACUUCCUAUGUCGGCCAGUCAAGUAUUAGCAUCAGGAUUUCGUGAUACACGUGUCGUUGUAAUGGAUAAUAGUCUUGGUAUUUUCUCUAAUCAAGAAGAAGAACAAAUAGACUUUGUAGAUCAAUCAGGUUACUUGUUUGGACCUAGUUUAGCAGCAACAUUAAAUAACAUUCCUACGGCUCUUCACUGGUGGAUUGAAGAGAGCAAACUUUUGGAUGGUGAUUCACAACCAGAUUGUUGUGUUGGGAUUGUUCACAAAUUAAUUUCAAAAUUAGAAAAGCAACGUAAUGCAGAAUUAGCUGAGAGAAAAGACAAACGUAAAAAACAACAAAAUACUGAAAAAGAUACGGAAAAAGACAGUAAAGACGCUAAAGAUUCUUCGAAAACACGUGAGUCUGGAUCAUCAGUAAUUGUAACCUCUCCUCAAGCUGAACAACAGCAACCAUCUGGAUCUGUUCUUAUAAGGGCAAAUUCGAGAAGGCUUGCUGAUACUGUUGAAGCUGCAGUUGAAGCGGUGGGCGAAAAUACCAACCGUGAAGAUAAUGUAAUUGAAAUCACUGGUGAAAUGGAAGUAACUGUACAAGAUGAUGAAGAGCGAACUCCACCUCCACCUCCACCACCUCCACCUCCAGAAGAACAGAUACCUGAUACAAGAAAUCCUUUAACUAUUCUCAAUGCGCCACUCGAACUUGCAGAAAGUUUGAUAGAUUCUGUUCUUCAACCUAGCACAGAAGAAGCUACAAGAUUACGAAGGCUGAACUCAAAUCGUGAUUCGGAUGAAAUGAAUCUCAAUCGUUCAUACAAUCCACUUCCAGAAUCAAGAGAUCCCGAUGCUUGGGUACAGAGAUUAUUGGGUAUUGAUCAGUCUCGACGAGAAAAUAAUGCCAAUAUUUCAAUUCAAGAUCCUUCAUCGUCAUCAUCUACCUCAGAUAACAUUAUAACAUUUACCGAACAAUGUGAAUCUCAACAAACAUUAGAACAACAACCACAACCACCAACUUUGGAUCAACAACAACAACAACAACAAUCUUCACAAUCACAGAUAGCAACACAACAAACACCUUCAAACCAAACAACAUCACAAGAAGCGCAAGCACAAUCAACUGAAUCACCAGAAACGCCUACUGAACAACAACCGACACAACAACCAGGACAAUCUCAAGCUCAAGCACAGCAACAGUCGUCACAAGAACUUCAAUUACCAGAUGGAGUGGAUCCUUCAUUCCUUGCUGCGUUGCCCGAUGAAAUGCGUGAUGAAGUGAUCGCUGAACAAUUGAGACUCCAACGAAUAAGACAACGUACGCAAGCAACCGUUGUUGAAGAAGUUACUGGUCCGGUGGAAGUUAAUCCAGAAUUUUUAGCUGCAUUACCACCAGCUAUUCAAGAGGAAGUUCUUGCACAGCAACGAUUAGAGCAACAGCGUCACGCUGCAGCUUCCGCUAAUCCAGCAGAUCCAGUAGAUGCUGCAGCUUUUUUCCAAAAUCUCCAACCAUCAUUACGGCAAGCUAUUCUUACAGAUAUGGAAGAAUCACAAAUGUCUGUAUUGCCUCCUGAUCUUGCUGAAGAAGCGCAAAAUUUACGUAGACAAUGGGAAGCACGUAAUCGACAUUUAAUGCAAGAACGUUUUCUUAAUCAUGUUAGUCAAGGUAGUACAGCACUGUCAAGCAUUUUAAGAAAUUCUGGGCGAGGUAGAGGUGGAGGAACACGGUAUGCUAUCCACUCAGUAACUCAAAGAGCUCAAUGGAACUCAUGGAAUCCACGUGGUGAAACUAGUAUUUCUCAUCAAAGUGCAGGACUGCGUUUACGUGGACGACAACUUCUUGAUCAUGAGUCAAUGGCAUGUUUACUUGUACUUUUAUUUGUUGAUGAACCAAAAAUUAACACACUAAGACUUCAUAGAGUCAUUAGAAAUCUUUGUUAUCACACAAACACGCGAGAAUGGGUAGUGAAAGCUCUUUUAAAUAUCAUGGAACGUAGUAAUGAUGAAAAUAAAGAAAUAAUGAAUGAUUUUACUGGUAAAUUUAAAAGAAAAACAGCACAUUCAUCCAUUGAUUACUGUUCACCUAAAUCGGACUCAAGAAAUAAUUUGCAAUCAUGGUUAAAUAUAAGUAUCGAUGCUGCUCUUGGUUGUCGUGCUAAUGUAUUCCAUAUUUUACGACAUACUGGAAAAAAAUCGGAAAGAAUAGGAAGUACGAUAGCAAUUCAUCCUCAAGCAGCACCAACUGUUUGUAGGCAUACCUUAGAACUUCUUAUAUCAUUAGCUAAAAGUUUUCCUGGUUACUUUGUGCCAACAAAAUUUAAAGAAUCUGAAGAUAAGAGUAAAGAAAAAGAAUCUAGUGUUAAAGAAGAGACUGGAGCUAAACCAAAGUCCGCAUCAAAAUCCAUAAAAAGUGAUAUUCCAGAUUUUUGGGAUAUGCUCCUCAAACUAGAUUGUUCUGUUUCGAAAAAAGGUAAAUCUGUUGCCCGAGGACACUUGACAUCUGGAUUUGGUAGUGAGUCUGAACAAAGUUUAACAUCAUUUGAAUCAUCAGCUUUCGGACAAUUGAUAUCAAUGCUUAAUUGGUCAGUUGUUAGACGCAGUAGUCAGUUAACUGAUAAAUUACUUCGACUUCUCUCUUUAAUAUCAAUUGGCCUCACUGAAGUUAAUUCUUAUCGACGUCAAGAUGCUGCAAAAAAUAAAAAAGUCGAACCAAGUAAAGAACAGAGUGUAGCGGCACCUGAAGGACAUCUUCGUCUUGCGGUUCAAGUUUUAACAAGCAAAAGUUGUUCUGAAGAAGGUUUAGAAGACGCUACUGCUUUACUUCUUAAUUUAUCUCAUUGUCCCGAUCCUACACGACAAUUGAUAUUAAAACUUUUACUAGAAGGAGCUAUGGAAUUAGCUAAUAUGGUAUGUGAUCAUAUUAGUGAAUUAAUGAAAGAACUUAAGGUAUUGAAUUUAGAAAUACGUCGUAGAAAUUCAUUAGAAGAUCAACCAUCAACAAGUGCCAGUGUAUCAGGUCGUGGUAAUUUAACAGAUCGAUUUACUCAAGACAGUGUUGUUAUUACUGCACCCUCUAAAGUUAAAGCUGGUACCGAUCUUCAAUUACCAUCAAUGAGUGCUCUGGUCAGCAAGACUUCUAGUCAAGCAUUCUUCUUACGAAUACUUAAAGUUAUUGUACAAAUUAGAGAAGCCGUUUAUUUGGCAAAUAAAAAGAAAAAUGAGACUGCACAACAUACAGAGACUGCUAUGGAAACUACAGUACCAUCAACACAACAAGCACAAGAAACUACUGUUGAUGAUAGUACAUCUGAAAGUACUGCAAUGGAUAUUGCACAAGCCGCUAACACAAUAACAACUUUAGCAACAAUGACACCACCAACAGCAGCAGCAGCAGCAGCAUCAACAACAGCAACAGCUACAACAACAACAACGACGACGACAACUACUGCUGCUACUACUACUACUGCCGCAGUAGCAGCAACGGUAGAAGUGGCACAGCCGGACAACCUUAAAGCGCCAUCAUCUUCUUCACGAACAGAUGAGGAUAAAUCAGCACUUCCAUUAUUGAGCGAAAGUCUGGUACUAGAUAACUUAUGGGAAACUUUGAGUGCCUGUCUACUUGAGUUGGAACACACUCCAGAUCAUCAUGCCGUCCUUGUUCUUCAACCUGCGGUUGAAGCCUUCUUUUUAGUACAUUCGUCAUCAAGUACGUCUACGCGAGAUCGUAACAAUGAGACAAAUGCUGAACCUAGAGAAGCCGUUGCGGAUAUAGCGCCUGUUUCACCAAGUUUCAAUGAAAAUGAAGGUCAAUCACAAAAUGAGACUGCCAACACAAUUGCUGCAUGGGACAUGACUCCUGCACCACCAAAAUCAUUACCGUCCGAUCAACUGAAAUUCCUUAAAUUUGCUGAAACACACAGAACUGUUUUAAACCAAAUUUUACGGCAAACAACAACUCACUUAGCGGAUGGUCCGUUCUCUGUACUUGUUGAUCACACCAGAGUUUUAGACUUUGAUGUUAAACGAAGAUAUUUCCGAACGGAAUUAGAACGCAUGGAUGAAGGUAUCAGAAGAGAAGAACUUGCUGUCCAUGUUCGAAGAAGUCAUGUCUUUGAGGAUUCAUUUAGAGAGCUUCAUCGUAGAAAUGCUGACGAAUGGAAAAAUCGUUUUUACAUUGUUUUUGAAGGUGAAGAAGGUCAAGACGCUGGUGGGUUACUCAGAGAAUGGUAUGUCAUCAUUUCAAGAGAAAUAUUUAAUCCUAUGUAUGCACUCUUUACGGUCAGUCCUGGUGAUCGGGUUACAUACAUGAUUAAUUCAUCGUCUCACUGUAAUCCUAAUCAUUUGUGUUAUUACAAAUUCGUCGGCAGAGUUAUAGCCAAAGCAAUUUACGACAACAAAUUGUUAGAGUGCUAUUUCACUCGUAGCUUUUAUAAGCAUAUUCUUGGUAUUCUUGUAAAACAUACUGAUAUGGAGAGCGAAGACUAUAGUUUCUACAAGGGCCUGGUAUAUCUAACUGAAAACAAUAUUUCUGAUCUUGGAUACGAACUGACAUUCUCUGCAGAGGUCAACGAAUUCGGGGUCAAUGAUGUUAGAGAUUUAGUACCUAAUGGACGCAAUAUUGUUGUCACAGAAGAUACAAAACUUGACUAUAUAAGAUUAGUCUGUCAAAUGAAAAUGACUGGAGCUAUUCGUAAACAAUUAAAUUCAUUCUUAGAAGGUUUCUAUGACAUCAUUCCAAAACGAUUAAUAUCUAUAUUUAAUGAACAAGAAUUGGAGCUAUUGAUAAGCGGUCUACCAAACGUCGACAUCGAAGAUCUUCGAGCAAACACAGAGUAUCAUAAAUAUAGUGUUACCUCGCUUCAGCUUCAAUCAAUUAGACUUACCUGUGUAUGAGACCUACGAUAAACUACGAAGCAACUUACUUAAAGCGAUUCAUGAAUGUAGCGAAGGAUUCGGAUUUGCAUAA